Molecule: messenger RNA, 675 nt
Organism: Epithele typhae
Lineage: Eukaryota; Fungi; Basidiomycota; Agaricomycetes; Polyporales; Epitheliaceae
Exons: 5
Coding region: 1-675 (224 amino acids)
Source: RefSeq, a predicted model, not a curated record
AUGUCCUCUCCUGCCGCAACUGUCGAUCCCCUCGCACGGCUCCGGGCGUUUCCCCGCGCCCCGGCACCGAACGACGACCCGACCUCGGUAAAGACCAACUUCCCUCAAGAUGAUGUCGUGCUCAACCAAAACAUCCUCGCCUACCACAUCGGCCACCACCCCGACAGCAAAGUCUUCGGCCACGCGCAGGCCGGCCACCUCAAGCUCAUCGAGCUCCACGCCCGCGACCGCCGCGACGCUUCCACUCCCGCCAACGUCAGCGCGCUGGAUGGCAUCAGCUCCGCGAACCUCGAAGCAGUCACGGUGUGCGAGCUCACCGUCACCGAAGACAUGCUCAACGUCCACGGCACGUUCGCCGGGCCAUGUGCGGUUUCAAUCAUGGACCUGUGCACCUUCUCCUCCCUCUUCGCGCUCUCCACCCUUAUCGGCACCGACGCCUCCGGCUUUUCCGCCUCGAUGAACGUCGUCUGGCACAACGUCGCCACCAAAGGGACGACGCUCCGCUUCGUCAGCACCUCCAUGACCGCCAAGGGCCGGACGACCUCCGCGCGCUGCGAGGCGUACGACAAGAAGCGGGGCACGCUCGUCGUCUCCGCGACGCAGCUCAUCACGCCCGUCCCGCUGGGGCUGCCCACCGGCGCGCGUGCGCGCGCGGCCCUCAAGGCGAAGCUCUGA